AUGGCAGGCAGGCGACCGUGCAUUCUGGUGUCCAACGACGAUGGUAUAGAGGCGCCCGGGCUCGUGCAGAUGGUGGAGGUCAUCGGACGCGCAGGAUUUUGCGACGUGUACGUCUCGGCACCUGACGGCGAGCGAUCCGCGCAGAGCUCUGCCAUCACCCUGGGCCGUCCGCUCACCGCGCGACCCUGCCAGGUGCCUGGCGCCGUGGCUGCGUACGCGAUCGACGGCUCCCCGAGCGACUCCUCGAUGCUCGCGCUGUGCUCGGAGCUGUUCGCGGGCGUCGCGUUCGACGCGUGCGUCACCGGCAUCAACCGCGGGGACAACGCGGGCAUGCAUGUCGUGUACAGCGGCACCGUCGGCGCCGCGCGCGAGGCCGCGAUGAAGAACAUUCCCGCCCUCGCCCUGUCGCUCAACAACUUCCGCGGACCGGCCGACUACGUCCACGCCGCGAGGAUGCUGCUGCCGCUGCUGAAGGCGGUGCUGGGGCUCGUUCCGGUGCGCGGCGCCAGCAAGGACGAGGUGCGCGACGCGCUGUCCGCCUCCGUCAUCAACCUCAACUUCCCCAUGUUGCCGUACGACGAGAUCAAGGGAUACUGCAUUGCGUACCAGGGCCUGACGUCACUGAUCAUUGACUUCUUCGAGGACGACGAAGACAUGGGCCCCGCGGAGACGCUCGCCGGGGACGUCAGCCUGUACCAGGGCGGCGGCAGCGACGCGUCGACGGCGAGUCACGACGCAGGCGGCGACGCGGCGGCGAAGAGCACCAACGCCGUCGUGGGCGGCAACGUGAGCUCGGCGCACGGCGGGCCGAGGGUGUUCAAGAAGCGCUGGGGGCGGCUCGUGCGCGACCAGAGCGUGGGGAGCGACGUCUGGGCCAUGGACGGCGGGUGGGUUGCUGUCACCCUGGUUGGGCUGCAGUCGGACGUCACGCCGUCGCGGGACGCGUACCGGGCCGCCGCGGGGGGGCGGCUGUGGCGGAUGGAUGCGGGCGGGGAGCAGGCGGCUGCGGAGGUGCCGCCUGCGGGGAAUCGAGGGGUUGGGGCGGAAAGUGAGUUGCCGUUUCCCUUUAUGCGAAGCCACGAGGAGCUGGCGGCGGCGAGGUACGGCGAGCGGCGGCUGAAGGUCGUGGGGGCGCUCGUGGCGGCGGCGGCGGCGGAGACUGGCAAGCCUGCGCUGAGCUGGGGUCCGUUUCUUUCCUAA
This is a messenger RNA of Pedinophyceae sp. YPF-701, 1200 nucleotides long. The record is from the annotation of a GenBank genome assembly. Lineage: Eukaryota; Viridiplantae; Chlorophyta; Pedinophyceae.